GAUGAUGAAGAUGAGACCACUGUGGAGUUGGAAGGGCAGGAUGAAAAUCAAGAAGGAGAUUUUGAAGAUGCGGAUACCCAGGAGGGAGACACAGAGAGUGAGCCGUAUGAUGAUGAGGAGUUUGAAGGUUACGAAGACAAGCCAGAUACCUCAUCCAGCAAAAGCAAGGACCCAAUAACAAUUGUUGAUGUUCCUGCGCACCUCCAAAACAGCUGGGAGAGUUAUUACCUAGAAAUUUUGAUGGUGACUGGUCUGCUCGCCUAUAUCAUGAACUAUAUCAUUGGGAAGAAUAAAAACAGUCGCCUUGCUCAGGCCUGGUUUAACACUCACCGAGAGCUUUUGGAGAGCAACUUUACCUUAGUAGGGGAUGAUGGAACUAACAAAGAAGCCACAAGCACAGGAAAGUUGAACCAGGAGAAUGAGCACAUCUAUAACCUGUGGUGCUCUGGUCGAGUGUGUUGUGAGGCUAAGUCUGGAGCAAAAUAUGGGCUGCCAGACUCUUUGGCAGUCCUGUCGGAGAUGGGAGAGGUCACAGAGGGAGUGAUGGAUGCGAAGAUGGUUCAUUUUCUUACACACUAUGCUGACAAGAUUGAAUCCGUUCAUUUUUCAGACCAGUUCUCUGGUCCAAAAAUUAUGCAAGAGGAAGGUCAGCCUUUAAAGCUACCUGAUACUAAGCGGACAUUAUUGUUUACAUUUAAUGUGCCUGGCUCAGGUAACACUUACCCAAAGGAUAUGGAGGCUUUGCUACCCCUGAUGAACAUGGUGAUUUACUCCAUUGAUAAAGCCAAAAAGUUCCGACUCAACAGAGAGGGCAAACAAAAAGCAGAUAAGAACCGGGCCCGAGUAGAAGAGAACUUCCUGAAACUGACGCAUGUGCAGAGACAGGAAGCUGCGCAGUCGCGUCGCGAGGAGAAAAAAAGAGCGGAGAAGGAGCGGAUCAUGAAUGAAGAGGAUCCCGAGAAGCAGCGCAGGCUGGAGGAAGCAGCUUUGAGGCGUGAGCAAAAGAAGCUGGAGAAAAAGCAAAUGAAAAUGAAACAAAUCAAAGUGAAAGCCAUGUAGCAAAAUCCCAGAGUCCAAGUUGAUGCCACCUAUGAGCUCUGAGUUUGUGGAAAACAAAACGUCUGAGUCCGUCUCAUCUUAAGUUUCAGACGCUCUUGGUAAAUGGGAAAUCCCAUUUCAUCUUCUGUUCUGCUGUUGAUUUGAAGUUUUACAGAGGUUGUAGAUACAUUGAAAGGGCUCUAUUUACAUAAUUUUCCUCUAGAUAGUCAAAUUAUUUUGAUUAUUUUAUAAAAGUGAUAUAUAAAAUAUGUGUAGUUUUAAACUAUUUUAAAUUAUAAUGAGUCAACAGUGCUUUUAGUACUUUAGUGUUUGAAAAAUAUGAAAUUUAUGGAUAGAUAAUUAGGUAGUUGCUUUUUGUUUAAACUAGUCAUUUGGAACAGUUAUGGCAAUUGACUCCUAAACCACGAUUCCACAAAUAAUUACUGGAAUUGCACAAUAAACAUUGCUUGGUGUUUUC
Octodon degus (degu) is the source of this 1516-nucleotide messenger RNA. RefSeq names its product coiled-coil domain containing 47 (gene Ccdc47). The annotation marks the transcript as partial. The record is from RefSeq and is a predicted model, not a curated record. The transcript has 10 exons. NCBI's taxonomy places the organism in Eukaryota, Metazoa, Chordata, Mammalia, Rodentia, Octodontidae. Gene Ontology annotation, molecular function: calcium ion binding. Gene Ontology annotation, biological process: endoplasmic reticulum calcium ion homeostasis. Gene Ontology annotation, cellular component: endoplasmic reticulum.